Arabidopsis thaliana (thale cress) is the source of this 1937-nucleotide messenger RNA. RefSeq names its product homocysteine methyltransferase 2 (gene HMT2). NCBI's taxonomy places the organism in Eukaryota, Viridiplantae, Streptophyta, Magnoliopsida, Brassicales, Brassicaceae. The record is from RefSeq and is marked reviewed. Gene Ontology annotation, molecular function: S-methylmethionine-homocysteine S-methyltransferase activity; methyltransferase activity; zinc ion binding. Bases 237 to 1238 code for a protein of 333 amino acids. The transcript is spliced from 8 exons. Gene Ontology annotation, biological process: L-methionine biosynthetic process.
AAAAACAGAGAGUUAAAACUUACUUACAAGAGGGGUCUGAAGGAAACAUAGAAAAGGAUUGGGCCGAUACUGUUAUUAGUAUUCAAGAUAAAGGUCUAAACCUACAAUUUGUAAACAAAAUUAGUACUAAAGAUUUUGAGUGUUUCUCUCUACAGUUUUUUGUGUUUAUCGUAUGUUUCACACAGUACACGCUUCAGUGGGAGUUGUUGGGUGAUCGGUCCGAGGCGACAUACAAGAUGACCGGAAACUCUUUUAACUCGAUGAAAGAUUUCCUGAAGCAGACAGGCGGCUAUGCGGUAAUAGACGGAGGGCUUGCAACGGAGUUCGAGAGACAUGGAGCAGAUCUCAACGAUCCUCUCUGGAGCGCCAAAUGCCUUGUCACCUCUCCUCACCUCAUUCACACCGUGCAUCUCGAUUACCUUGAAGCUGGUGCUGAUAUCAUCUCCAGCGCUUCUUAUCAGGCCACGAUUCAGGGGUUUGAAGCAAAGGGAUUUUCUAGAGAAGAGAGCGAAUCUUUGCUUAAAAAGAGCGUAGAAAUAGCGACUGAAGCUCGGAACUCGUAUUAUGACAAAUGCGGAACUAGCUCUUCCAUGGAUGAUAAGAUUCUCAAAAAGCGCCCUAUAUUAGUUGCAGCAUCAGUUGGUAGCUACGGUGCAUACUUGGCUGAUGGGUCUGAAUACAGUGGAAUCUAUGGUGAUUCGAUCACGCUGGAAAAGCUGAAGGAUUUUCACCGCAGACGACUCCAAGUUCUGGCGGAAUCUGGUGCUGAUUUAAUAGCAUUUGAGACCAUUCCAAACAAGAUAGAGGCUCAGGCAUUUGCUGAUCUAUUAGAAGAGGGAGAUGUGAAGAUUCCUGGGUGGUUUUCAUUCAACUCAAAGGAUGGCGUAAACGUGGUUAGCGGGGAUUCCAUCAAGGAGUGUAUCUCCAUAGCUGAAAAUUGUGAGAAAGUAGUGGCGGUUGGAAUCAACUGUACCCCUCCAAGAUUCAUAGAGGGGCUAGUUUUGGAGAUAGAAAAGGUGACAAGCAAGCCCAUACUAGUGUACCCAAACAGCGGAGAAAGCUAUGAUGCUGAUCGGAAGGAGUGGGUGGAAAACACCGGAGUUGGGGAUGAAGACUUUGUAUCAUACGUAGAGAAAUGGAUGGAUGCAGGAGUGUCUCUCCUGGGAGGUUGCUGCCGCACAACACCAACCACCAUCAGAGCCAUCCACAAGAGACUCGUCAACCGCAGAUCUCUUUAGCAUUCAACUUCACUCUCUUCUAUGAAUCUCUAGAACCUUGGCAAUAGAUUUCUACCAAAAACAUGAAUGUUUGUCUUCCCUUUGCCAAUUACAAAUCUAAUUUCAAGGAUAGGCGUGACUGCAUUUAAGCUUGGAUGUUAAUUUGAAAGUUUUCAUCUUGCAUGAGAAGAAAUCUUGGAUGUUUUACAUCAACCUCGCCUGGAUACAAGGCUGUUGAUUUAUAUGUGCUUGAGAGAUCUCUGCUCUUAAUGCAUUCUAUAUGCGGAAAUGUGGUGAGAGCGAUUGUAAAAUACCCUUCAUUAUUUGGCUAUCUCGUAUCUCCUGUGUCAAAGCUUUGCUUGUCUCAGAUGGUGUAAUUUGCUUUCAAAUGUAGAUACUGACAGCGUAUAGAAAGUCCUCGAAGCAAUGGUCAGGGAGACAACGAGUAUGAUUGGAUGAGCCGAUGAUACAUCUAAUGGCUCUGUUUCUUGAAGAAUCAAACACAGGUACAAAUUUAAGGUUUUAAAUGUUUAAAGACGUACACGGCCCUGUUUCAGGGAGCGUUGGGCUUGUAGUUGUACCGUACGGUUGUGGGAAUUAUGAGUUUAGAUGAAUAAGACCACACAAUAUUAUUUGAUGUAUGAUCGAAUUUUUGCAACUAUAGCAGAUAACAAUGCAGAAAGAGAUAAAAACAGUAACAUCAUCCUUUAACCUUUUUAC